This is a messenger RNA of Micromonas pusilla CCMP1545, 734 nucleotides long. RefSeq lists its product as uncharacterized. Bases 16 to 498 code for a protein of 160 amino acids. The transcript has a single exon. NCBI's taxonomy places the organism in Eukaryota, Viridiplantae, Chlorophyta, Mamiellophyceae, Mamiellales, Mamiellaceae. The record is from RefSeq and is a predicted model, not a curated record.
CGCGCGAGGCGCGCGAUGGCGACGACGACGACCGCCCCCGCGACGCUCCGCGGCCUCGCGCGAGGACGAGGACGCCGCGCCGACCCCUCGCGUCGUCGCGGCGCGCUCCGUCGCCAUCGAGGACGCGCCGCGACGACGACGACGACGACGACGACGCGCGCGCUCUUCGGCGACGGCGACGACGUCGAGACGAAGAUCGACGACCCGCUGCUGCGCCGCGCGGUGAAAGAGCCGAUCGCGUUCUUCGGCGGGAUGGCCGCGGGGAUGUUCGGGCUGGACGUCGGCGAGGACGGGCCGCUGAAGCGGUGGGUGGAGGACGCGAGCGGCGGCGGCGGGAGACGGGGGGUGGAGGACGCGGCGGCGGCGGCGGCGGCGACGGCGGCGACGACGGCGGCGACGACGCGCGCGAGCGCGAGCGUCGACGGGUUCAAGGACGAAUCUCCGAAAUCGGCCUCGGCCUCGGCCGCCGCCGCCGCCGCCGUAGAUGAUGAAAAAUAAACGCGCAGGCCUAAACCGUCGCACUACGUCCGAGCCUUCGGCGGCGCCCUCGGAGGCAGACGCUUCAGCGUCUUCGCGUCGAACUCCCGCACGUCGUCGAUCCCGAACGUGUUUUUAUAUCUGUCAUCGGACGACAGCGACACAUCACGAUCCUGUCAGAUGUGAUUUCCCGCUCGCUCCGCCAACCCGUCAUAAACGCGGAGACCUAGACAGUUACAUAAAUAAAUGUGCUACGC